Molecule: messenger RNA, 4104 nt
Organism: Alosa sapidissima (American shad)
Lineage: Eukaryota; Metazoa; Chordata; Actinopteri; Clupeiformes; Clupeidae
Product: BTB/POZ domain-containing protein KCTD1
Exons: 5
Coding region: 2494-3477 (327 amino acids)
Biological process (GO): protein homooligomerization; negative regulation of DNA-templated transcription
Cellular component (GO): nucleus
Molecular function (GO): transcription factor binding; transcription corepressor activity
Source: RefSeq, a predicted model, not a curated record
CAGAUGUGUCUUCUGGCACGGGGAAGUAGUUAGCACAUUCACAAUCAAAUGAAUAUUAGUCAUUUGUGUGGGUGGCAUGUUUUGCCUGGCUUAAGUAAACAGACCUGGCUUAUAUUUUGUUUUGGAACAGAUGAUGGUCAGUAACCAGUGAGAGUUAAGGUUGUACUGUACAUUGUAGCAUAUUGCAUGGUGAAAACCGCAACAGGUUAGUGUAAUUUCAACUGGUGUUUGGAUCAUACACACAUUGCUACUCAAUACUGAGGCUCUUUUUAAAAACCUGUAAUAUGUGGAGACUUUCAUGUAAUCAUAAAGCCAACCUUGUUUAAUGAUUGUGGGAUGAAUGUCCAAACACAUCUAAGUUUGUUUGCAUUUGAAGGUUAAGAUGAGAGUGUGUGUGUGUCUGUGUUGAGGUGCGGGUGUCAUACAAUACUUCAAAUCGGGUCCUUCAUUUAAAAAAAAACAAAAAAACAUUAAGGUUGGGAUUUGAUGUCUGUGUCUGUUGUGUGUUGUACUGGUGUGUGCCUCAGGGCACUUCUCUCAAACACUGCCCACACACACAGACACACACACCUUAAUGAUAACGGUCAUGACGCCCGCUGCCUUGGCACAUUAGCCCCCCGCCUGCAGAUGACAAGCCUUUUAGGGUGGCCCGCUUCAUAGUGCAGCUUGUUCACUUUCUAUUUUUCCCCUUCAUCUUCUUCUCCUUCCUCACUGUUGCUGGCUGGAUUCAGUCAGACAUUCAAACACACAGACACACACACAUUCACUUGCUCGCCUGCUCACUCACUCACUCACAAGCGCACACCAUCUCUCUGCAAAUUAGUCAGGGAACAAAUUACCUGCAUUCGGAGUGUGAUCCCACGCACUCUUCCAUCUGCCUCACACAGGUCCCCCCUUUUGAAGAGCCGCUCGGCGCCCCGCGGGCCCCCUGGCUCCUGCCACUGAUCCUGGAGUUGAAUUUUUAAAACUAUGCAUGGCUUCUGCCUCGGCUCUUAUCAGCUCAGGCACAAACGGCAUGCAAAUCAGGCUGGGAUUGCUCACCACCACCACAGCCGCCGCCACCACGAAGACCAGCAGCACUCAAAGGCAGGCUUAAUUGCUAAUUGAGUAUCUAGGUGUGAAACCGACACCUCCAACUUAGAAGUGAAACAUGGAUGUUUUAAAAAAGCCGGGUUCCUUUUGUGACACACUUGGUAAUAAUUUAUUCACAACCUUCUUCUGAGCUCAUGGGUGCAUUUUCUCUCAGAUGUUUGAGGGAAAGGAAGGCAGUAGGAGUUUGACUGGUCUACGUUUGAGGGUUAUUCCUGAGGAUGCUGGGUUUAAAGUUGCUUUCAGCAGUACAUUCUCCAAGAACAUGUUACGCCUAUGUGCAUCUCAUAAAGAAGCUGAAUCAGUUUAUCCUUGGUUUUUCAGAAAUAUGCACAUUUUAGUGAAGGGUAUUUAUUUCAUAUACACAAAAUAUUUAGUCUUUUCUGAAGCCAGUGUUUUUUAGAACAGAGCUAGCCUAUGAGGUCAUGGCAAUCAGACCUGUCUCCUAACAUAUUUGUGCAAAAUCAGUAAUAGUAGAAAUAAUUGUUUGAUUUGAAUAGAACCCAAUCACAUUUAAACUAUUAUUGACAAUUCUAGCUUCGAAAUGCAUUCUGUGGAUCAGAUAACCCCAUUUAAGAUUAGGAAUAAUUAUGUGCAGGCAUAGUUCACAGAGGCUGUGGCUAUUUUCUAAAAACAAAUGCCUGUAUGCAUAGUCUGCCCAAGCUUAUGGAAACCAAAAGGAAAAUGGGGGAGUUUGCUGUAUAGAGAAGGUCACUACUGCCCUGAGGGUAUUUGGAUAAUGUAGAGAUUUCUGGAUUAGCAACAGGAGGUGGGUUUUAUUCACAAAGUUACUAUCAGACUGCGUUGUAGCCUACAGUUUAAUCCACUAUGUACUGUGGCUUAAAUACUUGUAAUGUUAUUCCCUCCGCACAGCUACAGUUUUGCCGCAUUGCCUUAAACGCUGACAAUAUGUGGCAAAUACCCCGGGCAAUCAUUUGAAAUAUGAUCCAUUCAUUGUGCUGGGAAAUGUGCACGCCUUCUGAUGUGCUCUACUCGAAAGUGUGGAUCUUCACCUGAAGCUGUUCCUGUGCGUUAGACAGAGAAAAGCGCUUGAGAGCUGGAGGUGAAACAACGAACUCACGAUGAAGAACCACAAAUGUAUAUAUUAGACGCGUGCGUAAUAAGAACAGAUGAAUGAAUUUUAAACAAAGAAGGGUCACAUUAUGGGACAGGACUUUUACGAUACCUUUCCGUAAUAUUCAUUUCGAAUUUUACCUCGGGCAGUUUCUGAAGCCUUAUCACUAGACGAAAGGGUGGUUCAUAGUGGAUAACAUUUCGCUGUAAGGAACCCGUUUUAGUUCAUCUUAUCUGUCCCAUUUAGUAGGCUACUGUCGCUGUUAUUCCGAAGGAUGGUAAGGCAAUACACGAGGAAACCGGUCUGUCUUUGAGUCGACUGCAACUCUUAUGGAUUUGAUGGUUAUCAUGGACUUAACGAAUCAUAAAACGAAGACCCGACCACCCUCUUUACCUUUCUUGGAUGGUACUGGACAGGCUGUAGCCAAAAGACUUCGUCCGACAGAAUACAGAGAUUCCGCGAUUGUGAUAUCCAUGAGUGACGGUGCCCUCCCACGUGAACAAUCUGCCCCUUUGACAGUGCAGGAUAACCGGUCCAAUAUGUCCAGACCCAUGAUUACCAGAUCACCGGCCUCUCCACUGAGUAACCAGGGCAUCCCCACUCCUGCCCAGCUCACUAAGUCCAACGCACCAGUGCACAUUGACGUUGGUGGCCACAUGUAUACCAGCAGUCUGGCCACGUUAACAAAAUACCCCGAGUCCAGAAUUGGCCGUCUCUUUGAUGGCACAGAGCCCAUUGUCCUGGACAGCCUCAAGCAGCACUACUUCAUUGACAGGGAUGGUCACAUGUUCCGCUACAUCCUCAACUUCCUCAGGACCUCAAAGCUCCUCAUCCCAGAUGACUUCAAAGACUACAGUCUGCUGUAUGAGGAGGCCCGGUAUUUCCAGCUGCAGCCCCUGCUGGCUGAGCUGGAGCGCUGGCGCCAGGACAAGGAGCUGAGCCGGGUGUCGCGUCCCUGCGAGUGCCUGGUGGUGCGAGUGGCGCCGGACCUCGGUGAGAGGAUCACGCUGAGCGGGGACAAGGCUCUCAUCGAGGACAUCUUCCCCGAAAUCGGAGACGUCAUGUGCAACUCCGUCAAUGCCGGCUGGAACCACGAUUCCACUCAUGUCAUCCGCUUCCCCCUCAAUGGCUAUUGUCACCUCAACUCUGUUCAGGUCUUGGAACGGCUGCAGCAGCGAGGGUUCGAUAUCUCAGGUGCAUGCGGUGGUGGCGUGGACUCAUCCCAGUUCAGCGAGUACGUGCUGAAGAGGGAGCUGCGGCGGGCCCAGCGAGGCCUUCAGAGCAACAGGAUAAAACAGGAGCAGCUGGACUAAAGACCUCCAAGCAUCAGGGGGCGCCGGACAUUUCAACUACCACUGAAGCACAGACACUUCCUGUGUGAUAGGUUUUUUUUCUUUACUUCUUUUUUUUUUUACGUAUAUAAGGAAAAAAAAAGAGAAAAAAGUGCAACUGAAUUUUUUGCCACAAGAAGAUACAGAACAUUUGAUGACUUUUUAAAUCAUCAAUUUCCUUGUGACUUUCCCUUGAAGACUAAAUAAAAUUCCCCAGAUGAAGUUUGUUUUAAAACUUUGAUGCUACAGUAUGAAAAAAAGAAAUCUAUGUAUAUAAAGGCCAAACUGUUCAAAUACGAUAAAAAAAAUGAAGUUUGUUAUUACCACUGAUAUUUUAUUAUUACAUGCAACAUUCCACAGAGUGAAGUCAGAAGAGUUUUGCAAGAAUUCUCUCUCCGUAUGUGAUCUUUAUGUUUUCCAUGUUGUUUUUUAGGCAGUUUGUCCAUUGUUUUUUUCUUCUGGACAAGUAACAUGCUAAAAUUAACAGUUGAAGUAUGUAAAGAUAGCUCAAAGAACUUUUAUGGACAAAUCUCACAGUAUGCCAGGAUGUCAUGGCACAUUCUCCACUCAUUAAAAUAAAAAUGAAUAAAUAAAUUAUGGUAACCUGAU